AUGUUAUGGUGUAUUUGGAGACGUCGUAAUGACAAGGUAUGGGAUGGUCAGCUGCAGCCGAGUAACAUAGCAGUCCAGCUAGCGCGCGAGUUGUUAUUUCAAUGGCAAGCUGCUAGAAAUUCUGCUACUACACAAGUUCAGCAAUCACCGCAAGAUACAAUUGCGUGGCAGCCACCAGCCGCGGGAUUUCUGAAAUGUAACGUAGAUGCAGCCAUUUUCAGUGAACAGAACCGGUUUGGGACAGGUAUGUGUGUUCGAGAUCAGCGAGGCAGGUUCUUAAAAGCUGCUACAAAUUGGUAUGAAGGUUGUCCUCCUCCUCAAGAAGCGGAAGCAGUUGGAUUACGCGAUGCCAUUUUGUGGCUUGGACAGUUAGAAUUAUCAAAUGUGCAAUUAGAACUAGAUUGUAAACUAGUGGUGGAUAGCAUAUAUGAUAAGAAUAACAACCAGGCAGAAUUUGGUAGUAUCAUUGAUGACUGCAGGUCACUAUUACAACAAUUUACAAACUUUAAGAUAAGUUUUGUUAGGAGACAAGCGAAUGUUGUCGCUCAUAGUUUCGCUAGGGUGUCAAUAUUUCAAGCUCGUCACCAAGUCUUUGAUUUGAUUCCAUCUUGUAUUCCAAAUUGUGUGAUGAAUGAAAUGAUAUGA
Molecule: messenger RNA, 645 nt
Organism: Medicago truncatula (barrel medic)
Lineage: Eukaryota; Viridiplantae; Streptophyta; Magnoliopsida; Fabales; Fabaceae
Exons: 1
Coding region: 1-645 (214 amino acids)
Molecular function (GO): nucleic acid binding; RNA-DNA hybrid ribonuclease activity
Source: RefSeq, a predicted model, not a curated record